AUGCAUCGCAGGCACAUCACCUUCGAUGACGAUGACAUGCAGCAAGGUCUGCAGCAGCAGCUGGACGCUCUGCACGAGAGGCUCGUCGCAGCUCAUCGUUCGAGGGAUGAGCAUGAAACAUGCGCGCGGCUGCAGCAGGGCGUGAGAGUUUUGACUUGGCAGGUGGCUCAGAGCAUGAAGGCGUUGGAUCGCUUCCUGUGCUGCUACACGGAGAGCCUCCUGCUUGACCCGGACCCUGAGCGUCUGACCGUCUUCGAGACCCUCGUUGACGACAUCGAGCUUGCUCACGCCGCCAUCCUACGACACCUCCAACUUCCCCGCGAUGCACCCGCUUCGCUCCCUCCUGCCGCUCUUGGAGAGGAGAACGAUGUGACAGACGAGGAGACGACCGGGAGCUCGGGGAGCUUGCUUGCUGCUCAGUUUGCUCUCAAAGUCGCCGAGGAGCGGCAAGAAGCCCUCGCGAGGCGAUGUCGUCAGCUACAGGCGAAGCUCGAGGAGAGUGAGGAGCAGCGGCAGCGUCUAGCUGGCGCCGUGGUGGACCUGGGAAGAGACGUGACGUGGAAGCGAGAGCAGACGCCGUCGUAUGCCAACCGGAAACCUGCUGGCAUGGAGACGAAGAGAAGCAAGAAAGAGAUGAAGAGAGACGCUAUGGCUCCGAUGAGCGAUGAUGUGCCGAUGGAGCUUGCUGGUGCACGGCAGCGCAUUUCAUACCUCGAACAAGAGAACGCAAAGCUCAACUUCCUCUACAAGAGCUCCCUCCAGCAGCUACAAACGAUGAUACGACAAAAGCAGGACAAGACUCGUGGUGUUUCCUCUACCUCCGAGUUGGAGAAGCUGCUCCACAAGCGCGAGCUCGAGAUAGAAUGGCUGAACGAGGAGCUCAAGGUGGCGGCGAGCAGAGCUGCUCCUCUCCCCCCCGACCUGCAGGUCGCCCACUCCUUCACCUGCAGACUGUACGACGACCUGCGACUCGCUUGCCAUGACCUUGACAACCUCCUCCGAGACUUGAAGGAGAGCGAGUCCUCGUACAACCCCCGAGUGAUGGCCAUGGCUCAAGACCUUCAGCGCUUGAAGCAGGAGAACAGCUUGCUGCGCUACCGGAAUGAAGAGCUGGGGCUUCAGCUGGACCUCCGCUCUUUCAGCGCCUCGAGCUCCCAGCUCGACAAGGUCACCUUGCUCACCAAGAGGGUGAUGAAGAGAUCGCACCGCAAGCUGCUGGGCUUCUGCUGGUCUCUCUGGGUCUUCAAGGGCCGGGCACGAAGAGACACCUUCACGAGGAUCGAGGAGAGUCUGCAGCCCUACCUGCUGGAGGCGUGCAGCCUCAAGAAUCACCGGCAGCUCGAGCAUGACCUCAUGGAUCGCGUCUCCGCUGCUGCCGCCCGAGUCCUCUCCUCCCUCGCUGACAAGGUUGAGGCCGUGCGGGAGGCUCGGGCAGCCCUAGGUGACGUCACGGGGAUGAUGGUGGAGAUGACGGAGAGGCAGCGAGCGGCGAGGAGGGAAGAGGACGCGGCUAGCGACAAGGAGGCUCGCCUCCUCCUCGAGCUCCGCGCCGAGGGACUUGGAGGAGACGAGGGCUCUCGCUCUGCAGAGGUCACUUCUUCCAACACGAUGUUUCGGUUCCUGCAGGAGGUGUACAGCAUCCUCCGAGAAGCUCUCAUCGACGGGCAGACGCGCGGGGAGCUGAUAGAUGCUCUCAAGAGGAUGAGCAUCAGUCAGUCGCCUGGAGGGCUUGAGGUGACUGCGAGGGCCAAGGAGGAGUGGUUCACUACCCUGUUCUCGCUGCGAGACUCGCUGGUGCUGUUCCUCGAGAGGGAAGCGAGACGGGAAGGGCCGGGCAGGCAAUCCAGGCAGACGCUGGUCGAUGCGGCUACACAGGUUGAGGAAUCGCAGACGAGCUCGAAACCAGCGACUCCGACGAGGCCGCAGACGAAGACGAAGAGGGAGGGGAAGGAGAAGCUGUCGGAGAUGGACCUGCUGGUGAAGAUGCUGCGAGCCGAGCUCCGCUCCAAGAACGAGGAGCUGAAGCGACUCCAUGACAGCUCAGCUAGAGCUAGAGACAAGGAGGCUCAUCUCACGACCGUUCAAGAUGCCUGCCAGCAUGUCGCCGCCCAGCUUGUUGCCGAGCUCGUUGACUUUGCUGAAGCUGCUGGGGCGAUGCUGGAAGCGCAAGAGGAGACGAUCGGAAGCGUCCACCACCAUCUGCGGGAGUUGAGAUCCACCAGCACGAAGAUCUACCGGCUGGAGGCCCGAGUUGGAGAUCAGGAGGGGCAGAUCGAAAGCAAGGACAGGAGGGUGAAGGAGCUCAACCUGAGGUUGCAGGAAGCGUGCGAGUCUUCGAUAGCAGCGCUGAGGAAGGGGAAUCGGAUGGUGGAGGUGAAGGACAAGGAGAUCGAAGAGCUUCGAGUCAUCGUCUCCGACCAGCAGCUCCGCAUCGACAGUCUGGAGCGAGAGGUCCACCACCAGGUCAAGCUCGCGGCCGAGGGCAGGAGAUCACAUGGGCCAGGAGACUCGUCCUGGCGCUCUGAUAGGUCCCCCAACAGAUCUUCUUCGCGGGAUCUCAGCAUGUCGGGGCUCGUCCCCUCCGUGCGGGAGAAGGCUCUUCGUGCCAAGUGCGAGUACCUCGAGGGAAAGGUCACGAUGCUGAGCUCGCAGCUCAAGAGUCACUUGCAGGAGAGCCGUGCGUAA
Messenger RNA from Guillardia theta CCMP2712, 2685 nucleotides. RefSeq lists its product as hypothetical. The record is from RefSeq and is a predicted model, not a curated record. Lineage: Eukaryota; Cryptophyceae; Pyrenomonadales; Geminigeraceae. The transcript has 9 exons. Bases 1 to 2685 code for a protein of 894 amino acids.